Messenger RNA from Mugil cephalus (flathead mullet), 2169 nucleotides. RefSeq lists its product as uncharacterized. Gene Ontology annotation, biological process: regulation of apoptotic process. The transcript has 16 exons. The record is from RefSeq and is a predicted model, not a curated record. The coding region runs from base 163 to 1914 and encodes 583 amino acids. NCBI's taxonomy places the organism in Eukaryota, Metazoa, Chordata, Actinopteri, Mugiliformes, Mugilidae.
GCUGACUACUAUUGGUGCCAAACGACGUAAAACAUCUGUAAUAGACGAGACAGUCGGUGGAGCUGCAGGGACCAUCAGAUAUCAGCACCACGGAUCAAACCCACAGUACAGUUUGACGAUGCAGGGGGGUGGACACCAUGCGUACAUGAGGACGGGUCAAGGAUGUAUGGAGACAACAUGCAGCGCGUUGAGCACGAGGCAGCCUGGCCCCUGGAGAAACAGACGAGCAUCAAAGAACAGAGCGGCAGCGGCUUUUGGUCAAGUUCCUAUGGUCCGUUUGCUGGAUCAGCCUGUGUAGACCACUUCUCACUGGAUCCAAACAGAACAAAACCAGAGGUUCAUUCUACUGUGGGCCAGAUGCACCAAAUAAAUACCCCCACACUCUUUUCACCUGAACUCUUCGAUGAACAUGGACCUUCGUCUUACAGAUUUAGGAGCUCGUCUGCAGGUGUGUUCCAGUGUAAAUUGACCAGACUGGUGUUUAAGAUGACUCAGGGUGGUGAGCUGGUGUAUUGGAUCAUCCAGUGGGACGAGGACCUCCUCAACUCAGCUGGAAAGACCCCUGCAGGUCCACUCUUUAGCAUAAGUUGUUCUGAGGGUUCUGUUUCUCAGCUGCACCUCCCACACUGUGGAAAUCUACCUGGCCUCUCCGUGGUCCACAUUAGUAAUGAUGGGAUGAGCAUCCUUCAGCCCCUGGAGAUCACAGCCUCUCACGUGGUCGUGGAUGUACCUCACUUAUCUGCCUUUGGCUUGGUGUGGGAUAUCAUCAAACGUCUUCUAAACAUCCAGAUACAAAUAUGUGGACAAGUGCUGUUGUUCUACCGACCGCAGUACAAGAAUCAAAGCCAAAAGCUCAACGUGUUUCUGCUGCCAGAAAAUGUGCCGCUGCAAGAGGUGAAAUGCCAGCAGAAGAUGGCGGAGUACAUCGAGGCGCCUUCCUCUUGUCUGCUCACUACAGGCCAGUUUUACAGUCUUCUCUGUCCUGAGGCCCACAUGAUACAGCCUGAGUGUGCUCUGUUUGACCUGAAGUAUGGACCAAACUACCACCCAACAUUUGAUAUUCGAAUGACUCCGAACACAAAGGAAGUUACUGUGAGAGUCCGAGACCAAGAGGAGAGACAUGUCUGGGCGUAUCGUGCUGAACUACCUGGCCAGACAAUCCACACUAUAACCAGUGACUCAUCCUCAUCACUCCAUGGACUACUAACAGAUGCAGAUGUACAAGCAGCUCCAGCCUUCAGUCUCCUGUCAGCCCAACCUCCAUCCACUGAGCCAGGAUCAUCGUCUCUGGUCACAAGUGACAGAAGAGGUGGAAGGCCCUCCUCAGCUCCAGGCCCAUCCAGCCAGUUAAUCCACACUAUAACCAGUGACUCAGCCUCAUCAAUGCAUGGACUAGUAACAGAUGGAGGUGUACAAGCAGCUCCAGCCUUCAGUCUCCUGUCAGCCCAACCUCCAUCCACUGAGCCAGGAUCAUCGUCUUUGGUCACAAGUGACAGAAGAGGUGGAAGGUCCUUCUCAGCUCCAGGCCCAUCCAGCCAGUUGACCCACACUAUAACCAGGGACUCAUCAUCACUGCAUGGACUAGUAACAGAUGGAGGUCCUCAUCCGAGCUGCUACAAUCCAAACAUGCCUCUGACUUCACAUGUUCAAGAAGAUAAGAAGCUGAAGUCUGUUCGGGUAGAGUUUAUUAACAGAGUGUCUGAUCCUGUUCUGAAGAAUCUGCUGGAUGAGCUUCUGCAGAAGGAGGUUAUAAACAGUAGUGAACUGGAAGAGAUGCAAGCCUUGUCCAAGGCAGACAAAGCUAGAAAGCUGAUCGACACCGUGGUGAAAAAAGGACCAGAGGCUUGUAAAGUCAUGAUCGACGCUUUCCGUAUAUUAGAUCCAUUUGUUUUUGAAACAUUGAAUUUACACUGAAAUUAAAAUGAGCUUCAAAUCUGUGUAUUUUGAAAACUCAAAAACAUGGACGUCAGUGUUUUAAAAAUGCCUUGUUUAUACUGGAACACACAGAGUUUAACAUAACAAGUAUUUGUAUUCAGAGCAUUUUAUGUUGUUAAUGAUUUGUCAAAUGCUUUUUUUUUUUUGUGGAUAACACCUCUUGGAUAUUUUUCUGUGUGGAAUGACAAAAUAUGUCUGUUUUUAAUGGAUGCAAUACAUUGUUUUUAUAUUUUA